Molecule: messenger RNA, 1630 nt
Organism: Aaosphaeria arxii CBS 175.79
Lineage: Eukaryota; Fungi; Ascomycota; Dothideomycetes; Pleosporales
Product: sucrase/ferredoxin domain-containing protein
Exons: 1
Coding region: 79-1389 (436 amino acids)
Source: RefSeq, a predicted model, not a curated record
CUUCUGCAUGACGCAAAUGUUCCGAAACGAAACGCAUUCUUCCUCACCAUGUAAAUAAUAUUAAUUGGAGAACGCACAAUGCGCAUCCCUCUCUUUCGCAUAUGGUAUAGCACCACCUAUACCGUUAUCUUCUUUAUCCUAAUAAUCCUCCUCGCCGUCACACCCGGAGACACCAUAUACCAAUCGAUCCGCGUCAAAGAGCUCCAGAAACUAUUCGUAAUCGGCGGUGCAUACGUCUUGACCUUUCUCAUUGUGCUCCUAGUGUACUCGACGCGCAUAUAUACAAACAGAACAGUCCUCGCCGCGAUACCGAAGCCCUAUGUACCGAUCGAAGAUGGAGAAGUCGGAACGAUGGUUAGGAAGAUGAUCGUGAAGGCACUCAAGAGAAGUGCAAUUAUAGCCUGGGACUCACGACCUCGAGACCUUAGUAGGACUGUGAAAGACGUAGCUGUCGAGGAGGAACGACCGAUGACCGCAGAGCGCGACCGCAAGCGUUGGAGCCAUGUUAAGGCGGCCACGGUGAUACCUGUAUCCGCAAAGUCACCACCAUGGGGUCACAUAUCUCACUCAGGCUGGGCUUCCCCUUCAUCACCCGAUCUUCCGAGUCUGCAGUACUGGAAAGUUGUCACCGAGCUGCCCAACCUUAUCGAAGCAAAGGCCGUCGCAUUGGCCCCGCCAGACCCGGCCGUUGACAGUCCAUUCCAUCCUCGCGACAAUGGACCGAUGUUGCCAGAUGCUAGUGUCGUCGCACUUCUUCAAAGACCACGUACAAUGGGGUUGCGCCAGUAUCUCGGUCGUCUCUCGUCGUUCGGACUCAUCAAUCCCCCAAAUCUCGGCCCAGACUUCCUCUCACAAUACGAGUAUGCGCGUUUCUCUACACAGGCCCUCACCGAGACGGAAUUUCGAGACAUCAUGGCAGUAUUCGCGGACAUACUCAAUGGCAUGACACAUCUGGAUCCCUCGGUCAUUGAAGAAGCCAGAGCAGCAAGUUUUGGUUCAGACACACAGAGUCUUUCAUCCUCAAUAUCGUCGGAUUCUUCCGGGUUGCCCGUGGACUGGCGCACACCACGGGUUCAUCCACGUUCCGACUCCAAUCGCAGUAGUCAGGCAUCACCUUAUGGCCAUGGGAGCGAAAGCCCACAGACAUUGCGAACCGCACCAUCGAUGCACCGGAACGUCAGUUCUAGUUAUUAUACAUUGCCGAGGUCACCCUCAGAGAGGUCCUUCGCUUCUGGAUCCGUCAGAAGGCUAUCAAUCCAACGGAGUCCCUCAACCAUCUUACCGAACUCAUCAUCUUCCUCCCUAAGGUCUGCAAGGUCCGUCGUACGAUUGCGCUCGGAGUCUGCAGAGGGCGAGCUGCCGUAUCAGUACGAUAUUACCAAUAGGUGAAGGAUUCCGAAGUCCUCACUCUUGAUCAGACCGGAACGCAUCAAGACAGAAGCUAAAUCCAAACAACCACGGUUGGCCCCAGCAGGAGUUGAAUCAAUCACAACGCACUCUACAUGAGAAGGAGCAUAGUGUUUGGUCGCCAUUGAAAAAUUCCAUGAUACCCCAUAAUUUAUUGAUAGUAUACUUUAAUCUAAAUGUUGCCCUUGACAUGGGCACAAGUUAAUAGAGUAAUGCAUGUUUC